Messenger RNA from Babesia bovis T2Bo, 2219 nucleotides. RefSeq names its product pre-mRNA splicing factor component family protein. The record is from RefSeq and is a predicted model, not a curated record. The transcript has 6 exons. Gene Ontology annotation, biological process: mRNA splicing, via spliceosome. Gene Ontology annotation, cellular component: spliceosomal complex; Prp19 complex. Lineage: Eukaryota; Apicomplexa; Aconoidasida; Piroplasmida; Babesiidae. Bases 21 to 2195 code for a protein of 724 amino acids.
AAUCUAGCCACUUUAACAAAAUGAGAAUACAACUGAAGGGUGGUGUUUGGAAAAAUAGCGAGGAUGAAGUCCUCAAGGCCGCAGUGAUGAAAUAUGGACUCAACAACUGGUCCAGGGUAUCAUCACUGCUGGUCAGGAAGUCAGCAAAACAAUGUAAAGCCAGGUGGUACGAGUGGCUCAACCCGUACGUCAAGAAAACGGAAUGGUCAAGAGACGAGGAAGAGAAGCUGUUACACCUGGCAAAGCUGUUCCCAACGCAGUGGAGGACUAUAGGUCCCAUGAUAGGACGUACAGCACACCAGUGCCUGGAGCAUUAUGAACGACUACUAGAUCAAGCCCAAGGGAGGGACGAGGAUGAUGAACUUGACCCCCGGAGACUUAGACCAGGGGAAAUCGAUCCCGCUCCAGAGACUAAACCAUCACGGGCAGAUGCAGUUGAUAUGGACGACGAUGAAAAGGAAAUGCUAGCAGAAGCACGAGCACGGCUGGCUAAUACACGCGGUAAAAAGGCAAAACGAAAAGCAAGGGAAAAGCAAAUUGAACAGACACGGCGCUUGGCAUCAUUACAAAAACGCCAUGAACUAAAGAAAGCUGGUGUGAAUGUAGGAGCACUGAAGCUACAUAAAUCUAUUAUGGACUACGUAAAGGAAGUACCAUUUGAAACACAACCGCCCAAGGGGUUCUAUGAACCUGAAACCGGUCAUGAAAUAGAUCAAUCGCUGCGCAGUAUACAGCAAUUAGAAGGUAAACGCCGUGAUGAUGAGAUGCGCAGAAUGCGCAACGACGAUGCGCGCAAGUUGAAACGUUUACAAGAAGAGAAUAUAGGAGAGGCCAUGGCAGUGUUCCAGAAAUAUGAUGAACAUAGUGCAACGAGAACACGAUUAGUCAUGCCAGCACCGACGAUGACAGAUGAAGAGAUUGUGCAAAUCGUUAAAAUGGGAGCUGAUGUACAAAUGUUCGAGGAUAAUGUAGCGGCUUCAUCAGUGGCAAGAACACCCAUGACAUCGAUUAUGGAAGAAGCACGUAUGGCAGCAGCCUCACGAGGGCUGCAGACACCACUAUUAGGUGAAACCAAUGUAACGCAACAUACAAAUGACACUGAAUUCAUAGCACCAGCCACGCCGAACCCAUUGAAGCUAGUGCCCAAAACACCAGCCAGUAUAUUUACCGGCAAGUUCGGGAGUGUGGAUCGCAGUAAAUAUAGCGAAACGCCAUCAAGUACCAUGCCAUACGAUGAUGACGAUCCCAUAGGAGCAAGUGCACGCAUGGAUAUGGCGAGGCUACACGUAAAAGCAAGUAUAUCAAACCUGCCGCUACCGGAGUCACAAGUGGAGAUUACACUGGAUCCAAUGGAUACUACGGAACUGCCACAAGAACUGGAAGUCGAGCCCGACCAGGGUGAAGUUGAAACCCAGCGGAUACGGCAUCAUCAAGAUACCAAUGAAGCUAACCUAAGCUCAGUUAUACGCAAAAAUGUAGAACGACCCCUGAACUACAGCCAUGUAGUCUUCGCAAAGGACUUGGAAAUUACUCAGGAUCCGUAUACAGUAAUGGCAAAGGAGUUGAUACACCAGGAAUAUACCAGGCUCAUACAAUGGGAUAGCAUAGAGCACCCAGUGCCAAAUGGAAAACCAUGUCUAGAGCAAGUACCACCAAAAGAUAAUAUAGACCCUGGAUAUAUAAAACUCGCGGAGCAUGAAUUGAGCAUGGAGACCACAAAGCUAAGGAACAUGCUAGGGGCACCUGAUGAACCACUGGAUAUAGACAUAGAAAGGAAACUUAUCGACACCUUUGCAUACUGUAACAAUAAGAAAAGCUAUGUACCACAAGAAAAACUGCAACUAACAGAACAAAAACAAGCCAGGAAUAUACAGUGUACAGCCAUAGCAAAUGAAUUGAAUUUGUUAACUAAACAGAACCAAACACUUGAAAACAAGUGUAAUAUCGCAACAGGAGGAUAUAUCAAAAGACAAGAGGCACUACUCAAAAGUAUAGCGGAAUUACAUGACAAGAAUGUAAACCUAGAAAACGAACUAGCAGCACAUACAGCAAUGAAAAAUAAAGAGGCGGCGUCAGCAGAAGGACGUAUAACAUUCCUACUGGCACAAAUACAAAGGGAACGCGAGUUCAACGCACAGUUGCAAAAACUCUACGGAAGACUAGUAGCCGCAGAUGAUAGAAAUAACAUCGCAUGAUAUAUAAUGUACACACAUUUUUUA